GGAUAAAGAACUUUUUCUUUAAAGCAUGUUUGCCUGACAGACUGAAGGAGAAAAGUGCUGAGCAUAUGGAGUAUGUGUCCCAAGGUAGAGGAUGAGAUGAAAGUCCAGGGACUUUUUACUUUAUGGGCAUUUACAAUCUUGUGCUUGAUUUCAUACACUGCUGCAUUUUCCCAUGGUGCCAGUCUAUCGGCAUGUACCGACAUGAGACCCAAACAUAUCAGAGCUCACCUUCAGAAUCCACAAAAUAACUAUAUUACCAUCCACACCAAUAUGUCCUCCUUUUUCCCAGGUGAAAGGGUACCAGUCACAGUGAGGAGCACACGUGAUUUCAUGGGCUUUAUGCUUCAGGCUCGCAGGGUAUCAAACGAUCAAAUUGCCGGCACUUUUGUUUACGUUCCUCCUGGCUCAAAACUGCUGACUUGUUUUGAAGAUGACGAUACUGUCACCCACUCAGACAAGUCACUGAAGAGAAAUCUGUCCUUUGUCUGGAAGGCACCAGAUCAGCCUAUUGGAGACAUCCGGUUCUUUUUAUCAGUAGUCCAGUCAUACUUUGUUUACUGGGCAAGGAUUGAAUCUUCCACUGUGUCUCAACAAAUGCAAAACAGAACUACUGCUGACGGUAGCGUCGUUUCCAGUGCUAUAAAACCAACACCUCUUCAGGGGCCUCCUGUUCCAAAACAAGCAUUUACUGCAGGCAAAGUUUCUGCUCCCUACGCCAUCUUAACUCAGUUUGCAAAAUUGACACCAACAAGCCUGACUCAGAUUACAGCCACACAUGUUUUGGAUCCGACAUAUAGUGGACAACAAAUCUCUGAGCUUCCUGACAAUGGAAAUCAUCUCUCUGAAUCCUUUGUUGACUCCAACAGUUCACGGGCCAUCAAUCAAAAUGGAGAAAGGCAAGCUAAUGGGAGUGGCACAGGCAAUGAUCUCACACUGGAGUCCUCACUUCAGUCCCAGGACUUCAGUUUCAUAGCAGCCCAAGACUCCACCAGCCGCAGCACAUACAAUAGGACCAAAAAUACUUCAAGUAUUCCUGAAUCACUGCUGUGUUCAAAAUGUAAGCAAGACAUGGAGGAGGUUUCUGUGACACCUAAUUUUGGCAUAAGCCAGUUUCCACUACCCAAUACAGCUUCACUUUUGGUCCAGCUUUGGAACCCACAACCACUUUCAGGCAUGGAAACAAUGUCAGAGCAUUUUGACAAUGAAGAGGAUGUGGAUGUCUCCCAAAGCUUAUCAGCAGCUCCAAGGCAGAUGGUGGAGAAACAAUUAACCACACAAAAAGUUCCAGCAAACUUCCUCCCCCAGGCAGAACUUACAGCUCGUGGACAGAAGAAAGAUGACAAGGAGGAUAUUUCUGGAAAUGCACCCCUGAAGGUAACAAGAACAAAACCCAACACUGCUAUCCCUGGAGAGGAAACAAGAAAGCCAGCAAGAGGGUCGCAACUUGUAGCAGCUCAACUUAGUGUUCUCCUUGGAUGUUCUGCUGUCCUUGGCAUGGUCCUGGCUAUUGGUCUACGUUGCAUCCAUUCCCAGUAUUGCCACAAGCGAACAGAAGUGUCCUUCAGUGAGCCAGACAACAAUGUCAUUGCACUCCGAGAGAGUGGGGAGAUGAUGCAUUUCAGAAAGAUACGAGAAAACAGUUUUGUCCUGGUACAGGCAGAGUACAACUGGAUCAGCCCACCAAACAGUGGGAAGAAAGCUGUCAUCUAGGUACCUGCUGGCCCAUGUUUUUCUAUUAUAGGUCAGAUGGUUUCAUCUGUAGGCUUGUGGUAGAAAUUAAUUAGAACACAGAAAACUAUCUUGGAGCAACUGCACAUAUAACCAUCUAAGCAAAUAUAUUCAGUAUAUGCAUGUUUUGAUUGCAGUUCAGAUGCAUCUUAACUACAUUACAGAUGUUAUGAAAUGUAGAUUUUCUUAGUUUCAGAGAUAAUGAAAAUAUGAUGAGACAUUUUGUUUAAAGUGUUAUACUUAAUGCAAUUAAUAUUGCAUACCUGCUCAUUAAACUGGGCUGUUGUAGCCAUUACGUUUCCUUUGUUGCCUUAAGGUACAAUCAGAAAUAGAAAUCCUUCCUCUGCAA
Messenger RNA from Hemicordylus capensis (graceful crag lizard), 2077 nucleotides. It is a transcript of the gene REELD1, whose product is annotated as reeler domain containing 1. The transcript is spliced from 7 exons. The coding region runs from base 73 to 1710 and encodes 545 amino acids. NCBI's taxonomy places the organism in Eukaryota, Metazoa, Chordata, Lepidosauria, Squamata, Cordylidae. Gene Ontology annotation, molecular function: oxidoreductase activity, acting on metal ions. The record is from RefSeq and is a predicted model, not a curated record.